CACGUUCGGGGCCUGUCGUUGCAACGCGGAAGAGACGAAGGAGGAAAAGAGGCUCCACGUCACUGAGGUGUAACAUCGGCGUCAGUGCCACACAAGGUGCUACCUCAGUACGGUUUCAAUACCAUUGUGCAAUUACAGAAAUCCUCAUGUAGGCAGUAAUAACACGUAUGACCACAGAGCGAAGAGACAUCCGGCUGUUUCCUGCACUGAGCGGCCUCGGCACAGACACUGGGAAUCCGCUGAAGAGUUCCCCACUGCCUCCGCCUCUAAAUGGGUGAAUCCGGCUCACGCCGUUCCACACUUGUGUCCCGCCUGCCAAUCUUCCGCCGUAGCAGCAGUAAGAGGCAGGAGUCUCUCCCCUCCUCUCCUUCUUCAGGCGGAGUGGGAAAUGGCGUCCACACUUCUUCGCCCUCCAGCACUAACUCCAGCUCUGGCAGUACUGGGAAACGCCGGAGUCUUUUCCGUACUCCAUCUCUUAGUUUCACAGCUAAACGGAACAGUGAGCCCCGUGUCCAGCCGAUCAACCUAAACCUCACACCUCCACUGACACAGGGCACUGACGCAAAUGGAAAUAACCAGCAGACGAUAACAUCGUCAGUGUCAACAGGGUUCAGUGAUGGUGGUGGUCGCCCCAAGUCACGACACUCAUUUGGGUUCGGUAGCCACAGGCAAAAGAAAAUCACACGUUCUCAGACCGAGGAUUUUGACAAAGCAUCCUCUUCAUCCUCCACAGCCAAUCGAAACGUGUUUAUAAACUGCAUCAGUGGCUCAGGGGCCAAUGAGGGUGACGACUCCGGGUUCCUCGAUGAUUACAGCGGCGGCAGUAAUAACAAACGAUCAUCACGUCAGAAGAAGCAGCUGCUGCCCAAAUCUUUCUCAGCUCACCACCGCUUCUCCCGAACCUCCGAUCACCACCGACCUCCGGAGGUGAAUCUGGAACCUCCAAGCUCCACCGAUCCUUCCAUCACUCCAGGGGCAGGAGGGCUCACCCCGGGGUCAUGGCCAGGCGAAUUGGUUGGUGCCGGUGGUGAGAGCUCACUCCAGUCCCCAAUGAUAUCAGAGGACCGAACCACAGCCAUCACCCCUUCAGAGUUCGUCCCCAUCACGGAGGAUUCUGUAUCCGAGGUCGAUGCUCUGCCAGCUCCCAGCCCCGCAUCUGGUUUAGCCCCUGGACCUGUCUCCGUGCCUGGGCCGGCUGCUGACACAGCUCCGCCUGACCCUCCACCUGCUCCAGAGAACUUCAGCGUGGCUGUCUCCACCUCCCAGGUUUUUUUCACCCCGGCUCAGUCCAGCGCUGAGAAACCCUUACUCCCUGACACCAGCACAGCCAACAACACGGACUAUGAGACUGCCGUGUCCCUCUCAGAGCCAGAGACAGCUGUUCCCUGCCCACCCCUGCAAGAACAAUCACUGGAAGAGAGGAAGGAGAGGGAGGAGGAGAGAGAGGAAGCGAGGGAAGAAGUGUCAGCAGAGGAGAGGAAGGAGUUGCCGGAGGAGAGGAAGGCAGGUUACCUUACAGAGACCACAAGUGAGAGCGAGGCAUGUGUGGUACGCAGCGAGGGCUGUCACUCAAACCCAGAGCAAUCGGAAAGGAGGGCGAGAAACACGCGCUCUGUGCAAGAAAGAGGAAGCUUCUGCGGCUGCCACGAACCCAGGUCAUCUCACUUGAGGAAACCACAUGCAGCCUCUCUGUGUAGCAGUGUCAGUCCCUAUCAUGAGGUGAUGCGGAUGGAAAGGCGUUUGCGCUCAUCGUCUGAGGGUGCAGGUGGGCCUCGUAUCCAUGGAAACCACAGAGAUGCCCCGGGCAUGGAGGGAUGUGGUCUGCUCAAACACAGAAACAACUCCUCAUCAUCAAAACUGGGGAGUCUGGAUGUAUUAAACAACCUGGGCUCCUCAGAGCUGGAUGAAGAUGAUCUUAUGUUAGACCUGGACCUCUCUGACGAUCAACGUCAUCGACACGUGUCCAGAGAGGACUCCAGCCAGUCCCUGGCCUCCUGUCUCAACCUGCUCCCCUCCCCCAUGGACCCAUCAGGAGAUCGCAUCCCAGGCAAAGAAAACCAUCAGAGGGAGCCCAGCCGUCCCACCAGCCUGCUUCCCGCUGACUGGAGCUCAGGGCUGGGUUUGGGGAGGGAAGAUGAGUCCUUACCCCCAGGGCUGGAAGCCCUUCCACUCAGACUGAUGCAGCAGGACUGUACUGCCGUCAAAACCCUGCUUUUAAGACUGAGACGGACACUGCAGGAGAGCACAGAGACGAGUCCUGCCAGCAGCCUCCAGUCUCUACCCAUCAGCCCUUGCAGUGAGAAGUCCCUUCCAUUUAAGGAUCCUGGCAGAGAGGAGACCUUGCUGCAGCAACUGAGGGAGAAAGACGAGCUGAUUCUCAGACUCCAGAAUGAACUGGAGAGUGCCAAAGCUGCCCUGAAGAUGAAAGACUGCCAAAUGAUUGACCGCGUAACACAGACAGAACACAUGGGGCCAGAGACCAGUCAUCCAGGCCGGUGGUCAGGACUAGGCAGCAGCAGCAUCCUGCCUCCAAGGGAGCGAAGGGUAGUGCGGGCAGCACUCGGAGGGGACCCCUCUAACCAGCACCUCCCCUAUCAUUAUCCACCUCUGCAUGGCCAGCCCUCUGCUUCUGAGCGACACACUGCCAGGGAGGAGCGCCACUGCCAGGGGGUUUUGGCACAGUCCACUGCCCGUAAUCCAGCUCCAAAUCUGGCUCCAGGCUCCUCCAAUCUGUCCUCUGUCAUUUCUGCAAUGUCAGCCCAAGCCUCACCUACUACUCCAGCCCAGCUUCAAGUGUCACACCCAGGCCCGAGUCCAAAUCAAUGCCCAGGCUCCGGUUUGGCGGCUGCUAAUCACACCGUAAUUCCAUCUCUGUCCUCCAGGCAGCCAGAGGCGGUGUCCUCCUCUUCUGAGUCCAUAACUUUAGGAGGAGGAGGUGGAGUGAGUCUGUCAAGUGGAGUAAGGAGAGGAGGAGGAGGAGGAGGAGGAGGAGAGCACCAUCCUCUUAGCCAUAUCCCUCGUGCAGUUGGGGCCAGCGCCUCCUCAAGCCUCCACAGUCUUGCAAGCAGAGGAAGCCCUUCUCCAAGCGUCUCAUCGUCCGACCAAGCCUCCCCUCCACCUCCGACUCCAUCCUCAGCCUCCUCCUCUUCUUCCUCCUCAUCCACCACAUUUACGGGUCGUUUAGGACAGCCACCUAGAGGCCCUCUGUCUCUGCAUAGCUACAGUCGUAAAAAUGUCUUCCUCCAACAUUCCCUACAUACUGCCGAACUGCAAGCUCUGACGCAGAGAGACAGUUGAGGGCACACAAACAUUUACACCAUCCCAACCAUAAGCAGCCAUAUCACUGACUUAAGUGACAAAAUGUGUGACUUUAUAGAAAAACUGCUGCUCCUUCAGUACAAGUUGCUUGUGUUUUCACAGUCUCUAUUCCCUGAAUCACGAACUACAUGCGCUUACAAUCACACUUGUCUCUCUUCACAACAUAGACCAACCAUUUUCUGACAUUUUGUUCGUAGAUUUGUUCGCUUAAACAUACACUCAUAUGCAAGUGCACACACACACACACACACACACACACUGGCUGUGAGUAUGAAAAAGGCACUCACCCGUCUAUCAGAACUCCCACGUUGUGUCAUGCUGACAGUUUAGAUGUGCUUACGCCCACAGACACACGAAGUGCACACAGACUCACAACCUCAUAUCCAUGCAUGCACACACACACACGCACACACACACACACACACACACACACACACACACACUCGCGCACGCACGCACUCACAGAGGUCUAUUCACACACACUUACAUACUCUCACACAGAGACAUCAUCUGUGAUAUCUCUGCCUCACAAUCUGUACAAAUAACAGGGUUUUAAACCAGGACAAAGACAUGAGGUGUGUGUUUGAUUGUGUUUUUGUUUAUAAGAUUUAUUUUUAACAAUUUAUUUUAUUAUUUUUACCAGUUAAAACCAUGUGCUGCUUAAGGAACUAAGGGAGUGACCAUACUUUGUGCUUGUAAGAAUAUACUCUCACAUUGCCAAACCCUACAUCAGAUCAACUCCUCAUUCCUUGAUGUCCACUUACAGAAGUCCAGAAUAAGAGACAUGUCUAGGUGAAUAUCUACAUCCAUUACCCAUAUACUGCAUGCUUUUUAAAACUUAAGGAAAAUACAGGUGAGCAUUUUGUACUGCAACAAAAGUGGGGUCGAGGUGACUUUUAAAGUCUUUUGAUAAUGUUUCAGUAUCAACUGUCACCUCAGUGUUUUAAGAAGGGAAUCAAACAUGCAAUGACCUAUAAGACAUGAAUCUGUUUGAAGAGUGUUUUGAAAACUAAUUGUCUAUCCUUCUACUCUCAUAAAUAAGGCAUUACAUGUUCUUUCAGCUUAAUACUGGACCACUGUUUUUGUAGAAAUUGUAGAAAUACAAUGUUGCAAUAUUACCCACAUUAUGUAGAAGAAUCAACGUGUAUCUGCAAUGUUAGAUUAGUACAGUACACAAGCUGAAAGGAAGAGUUUCAUUCUAAAGUGAGAUGUCUGUCAUUUGAACAAUUGAACUGAACAAAAUUUUUAGAUUCGCCACAACCAGCAUUGGGUAUUUUUUCCAGAAUGGGUGUCAGAUUUUGGAAUGAAGCCUUUCAAAUCUCCUUUAGGGCUGGGUAUUAAAGAGGGAUACCUACUGGUGCUUUGCUAAAUGAUAGUGUCAGUAUUAAUUUUUAGGAAUCCAAAGGAAAAAAAUAAUGGGAUUGCAGUUCACUGACACAUUUUCUAUGGUCAUUUUACUAUGGGAAUCAUUUGAGAAGAGUUGGUUUUCUUGGAUUGUUCAUAGAAAAUUAAUUGACAGAAAAUAGUUUACUAUAUAUAAUGAAAAGAAAUGAAACUGAAAAAUGUUUUACAGUCUAUUCCAUUUGUAAAAGCAUCAGCAAAGUGUUUUUCCAGUGAUACCCAGUCCUUUUAUGUUAGCCUUUUUUAUCUUCCUAAUCUCAGAUGUGUUGGUUAUCAUUUUAAAACAGACCUAAUGAGAUGGCAUUUGGUAUAAUAAGACUAGCAAUUAUGUUGUUUUGGACAGUGGGACACGUAUUUUUUGAGUGAAAUUUACAUACACUGGAACUGCCAUGACCUGCUGAGUCAUACAACAUUAUUCACACUUUGGGUACGAAAUGUGUCACAAUUUAAUAAGUGAGAAACCCACCUUUUUUGACUUCUGUGAACAACUGGACUGUAUAACUACAGUACAUGUUCAGUCUGCUACUGCUGAAUAUACACUCACCUUUUACUUUAAUAGGAACACCAUGCAAAUACUUGUCAGGGCCUCCCAUUGCUCUCAAAACAGCCUCACUGAGAUUUGUCAGCUGCACAUUCAUGCUGCGAUCGGCCUGCUCUAUGACACCCCAACAUGGUGUAUUAUCAUGCUUGAAGUAGCCAUUAGAAGAUCCUAACCUAUAUCUGCAAGAUUUUAUGCACUGCACUGCUGCCACAUGAUUGGCUGAUUAAUUUGCUCUGUUGAACUGACGACACCGUUGAACAACCUUUUCUUUCACCAUAGGAUUUGGGGCAAAUCUUAUAAUGUCAACCGGGAAAUGGGAACCUGAGCACAGGCCAGAAGUUCAGAGCUCCCGGCAUCUACAAAAAAUGUUAGAUUCUGGAGAAGUUGUUGACCUUAUCUGUGUCUAAACGGCACUUGGCUUUAGGGAAGCUGUAUAAAUUGUGUGAGUGUGUUUUGUAAUGCACACUUCAUGAGGCAUGGACCCGGUAGAGGUGAAGAAAAGCCUGAAGGAAGACAGCUCUGUUCCCACUGGUGGAAGCUACGAUUCUCCCUCUGGUCUGCUUCAUUUGCACGCUAUUCACUUUUUCGUCCCCCUUUUUUCCAUCAUCUCUUCUCUUUCUAUCCAAAAUUUUUUUCCCCAGCUUAUUUUCUCCCUGCCAGUUUAUCCACUCCCCUUAUUCCCCUUCAAUAUCUCCCUAUACAUUUCCCUCUGUUGUUUCCCUCAGCAUCCAUUUCUUUCUGUUCUCCUCUUUUUGGAGUCUGUUAUCCUCCCUCCCCCUCUAUCAUGUCCCAGGUCUCUCCUUCCCUCCAUCUCUCUCCCCCGCUUAGCCUACUUACCCAGAGCUUGUAUUGUCAUGUAGUGUAUCUAUCACAGACUCUGCUGCAGCCGCACUCAGUCCUGGGCAUUGGGACCUGCAACGAUGCUGAUUCUCGUUCCAGCUUUCUAAUCAGGGAGUAAUUUUACACCCGGUGAAUGGACAGCAGUAAUGUGGCUCCUGAGGAUCUGGACUCAGAACCACAGCUGUAAUGUGAACUAAACAUUCCCUGCUAGGUUUGUUUACAGGUGGUAGGUAGCAAUGCUUUGUCACUGGCUGAGCUCUUAAGAAAUGCUAUUUGCAUCCCUCAUCAAUGCAUGUAUCAUCUGAAAUGUCAUGAGGGAAUAUUUUGCCCUGUGUGAGCUGCCCACUCAGAUACAUUUUUUUCGACCACGUUUGAAACAGCUGUUGUUGCUUCAGCUGUAUUCAAGAGGCAGGCUGCCGGCCAUGUCACAUAUCAUAAAAGGAAAAAGCCACUUCUUAAAUGGCACAUUUUCAUUUUUCCCUGUCCACUUGUAACAAUGAAAUGAUAUUGAAUUUCACUGGGAAACAAGGGUCUACAAUCAUGAAGUGGAUACACCUCACAAACCUCAGUUCUUCAUUUUACAUAGCAGCAUGUUGUACAUUUAUUAGAUUUCAUUUGUUUGGAUGUUAUUUAUUGUUUCUGCCUUAUUUAUAUUUAUUGUCAUAGAAACACUUUCCUAAAAGCAUCUUGGCACUAACAAAUAAAGAUACUAGUCACAAAAAAUAAUCAUGAUGGAAAUGACAAUAACAAUAAUCAUAUUAUUAUUAUUAUUAUUAUUAUAAUUUUAACAAAUCAAAGAUAUUAUGCUGUCCUAGCUUUUUAAUGUGCUUACUGUAAUAUUUUUUUUCUUUUUGAAUUGCUGUAAUAAAGAAAUUGAAUUGUAUAAUUGUACAUAAAACUGUUGAUGUUGACUGUUCAUGAAUAUGAACAGUUUGUGCUCACUUAAAUGACACUGAAUAAUAGGGUUUGCAUACUUUGGUUGUUGGCACACAAGAUUAAAACACAACAAAAAAACAAUUCCGUUUCAGUGAUAAAUGUCAAAUGCAGUCGGAGGUCAGAGCUAUUACCAAAGCAUUUCAGGCUAUAGUUACACAACACUUACAAACAAAUCAAACUCAGUAAAGUUUGGCCCCAUGUUGAAUGUUACAUGUAAAGGCCAGUUGACCCCACCCCCCUUGAAAUCCAGCCUUUGCACUAUGACUAAUUCUGCUUGAGAUGACUUUGAAACACAUGACUUUGCAAAGUUUUACCUAACUGUCAGAAAAGUGGAUGAUGGUAAUCUAUUAAAGCUGCUUUUUUCAGUUCAGGAUGAAGUGUAAGUAUAUAAAUCUAUUGAGUAGACUGAGACUGUGAGCCUCUGACCAGUUAGCUCAUUAAUUCAUUAGGGAUAAUCUGUCCAAAACAAAGAAAUCUCUCUUCACAGAGUCAGUUUUUCACUUUCUAUGGUCCUACUAAACGGUUUUUAAACUUUAUCUGUUUGAUAAGAACUGUUUGAUGGGCUUAUUUAUGGUCAAAAAUCCUUUUGGUGUGUUUACACAAAGUAUUUCUCUUCGGUUUCUCUCCAAGAUGGUUUUUGUCACGCUCACAGUUGUCUGUUCACAUGAUAAAUGUUCUAUCAAAAGACUUCUGUCCACUGUCUGCUUAUUGUUAAUAUUUAAUACAAAUAAAAUAGAUGAAAAAUA
Seriola aureovittata is the source of this 7782-nucleotide messenger RNA. RefSeq names its product coiled-coil serine-rich protein 1 (gene ccser1). The record is from RefSeq and is a predicted model, not a curated record. The coding region runs from base 271 to 3297 and encodes 1008 amino acids. Lineage: Eukaryota; Metazoa; Chordata; Actinopteri; Carangiformes; Carangidae. The transcript has 11 exons.